GCCUGAAUGCCAAGCGUCACAUAUGGAGGAAACCUGGCACCAACCCUACGGUGAAGCAUGGUGGUUGCAGCACCAUGCUGGGGGAAUGUUUUUCAGCGGCAGGGACUGGGAGGCUAGUCAGGCUUAAGCGAAUGAUGAAUUAAGCAAAGUAAAGCGAGAUCCUUGAUGAAAACCUGCUCCAGACCUCGGACUGGGGUGAAAGUUCAACUUCCAAGUAGAACAAUGACCCUAAGCACACAUCCAAGACAAUGCAGGAGUGGCUUCGGGACAAGUCUCUGAAUGUCCUUGAGUGACCAAGCCAGUGCCUGGACUUGAACCCAGAGAGACCUGAAAAUAGCUGUGCUGCGACGCUCUCCAUCCAACCUGACAGAGCUUGAGAGGAUCUGCAGAGAAGAAUGGGGAAAAACUCACCAAAUACAGGUGUGCCAAGCUUGUGUGAUAACCAAGAAGAGGCUUUAGGCUGUAAUUGCUGCCGAAUGUGCUUCAACAAAGUACUGAGUAAAUGUGAUAUUUCUGGGGAUUUAAAAUAUAUACAUUUAAUAACAUUUCUAAAAAAAAAGUGUUUUUUUUAUGUCAUAGGUUAUUGUGGGUAGAUUGAUGGAAAAAAUAUUCAAGCCAUUUUAGAAUGAGGCCAGGUCUUAAUACUUUCCUAAUGCACUCUGAUGGGAAGCAUGCGGGCAAUUAAAAAUUUUACUAAGAUUUUUGUGCUGUAUUACUCAAGUGAAAAAAAUGCAUAAACUAAAACUAGUAGUCUCUCGUUGAAUGACAAACAAUUCAAAAAUCCCGUCCUUAGUUCCCACUCCUGCUAGGAGUAGUACUGUUGACCAAUAACCGACGAAGGGGCGUAGAAUUCGGCUACUAAAGUUCGAACUGCAGCAAUAAUUUAUGUGCAUGAACACCAAAACGAAGAAAACUGUCAUAUAUAUAUAUAUAUGUAUAUAUGUAUAUAUAUGUAUGCGAACUGUUUAGACAGGGAAGCAUGCAACAUUUACCCCGCUUCUAGUCUCACGUCGAUUCAUUUGUAAAAAUGUUUACUGCUAUUUUACUAUGUUCGCGUUCCCCUGUUCAAACAUUGCGUCCAUCAACCACGGGUUGUGUGCCUCAUUAUCGACUGACAGAUUGCUAUAACAUAUGUGGUUAGCUGAUAAGUCCAAUACCGAUCCAGGCGUUGUACGAUCUGGCAGGCGUCAGCAACGCCUGGGCAGAGGAAUGCGCUGAUUGUAGCCAGAGAGAGUGGUAGGCCUAUUCCGAUGAAUCAGCAUUGUGACUGUAAGUAAGGUGGGGGGAAGGGAGAGGUAACUUUAGCUGGGUGGAACUUCCACAUUAGAGAGGCAUGGUUGUUUGUGCUAUCUGGGGUCCUUGGGACAUCUCUACCCUAAACCAUAACCUAACCCACGAUACCCCGUUUACAUUUCAAUGGGAUGAUGCCAGAGUUGGACGUCACAAGGAUCCCGGAUAGCAAGUACCAUGUUGAUAGAAAUCUCGGUAUUUGUAUGCGUCAGACACUGUAUGUUAUUCAACUCUCUGCCAAUGUAAUGGGCCUGGAGGAUGGCAUGCUGGGAUUUAUUUAUUUUGACUUUUCAAGACAACUGAAGAUACUAGGUUUAAUUUGUUUUAGUGUAGGCCGUCAUUUGUAAAUAAGAAUUUGUUCUUUACUGACUUUCCUAGUUAAAUAAAACAAAAUGUUGAAUUUACAUCCACUUGUGUAGAGGUCAAAUUAUCAUAUGGGGCCAGAAGACUAGUUGCUUAUUGUAGACAUGUUGUAAAAUUUGUUUUUCUAUAACUACUACAGUAGAAGGUUGAUUUCAAACUAAUGGUUAUAAUUUAUUUAUUUUUUUAUCUCGAUACUGGCAAUUUUUCAAGCCUAUCAAUCCUUUAUGGCCCUCUUGGAGUUUAAUGUCACUGUCAGAGAACUCUGCUGUCCUAUUUUACAAUAAACAUUUUCACUUUAAAAAAACUAUGUUACAAACAAAUUCCAAUCCACUUCAGGCAAUUUGAAAAUCAUUCAUGGUAAUCAUGUUUUUGUUGUGAUUUGCCAUACACGAGGUAGCUGGGAGUUUACUUGCCAUGGAAAAUGCUCAUCAUUUGCAGACUUCACCAUUUCAGAAGUGUGGCAACAAUGGGGUCAUAUUUGUGUCAGGUAGGCUGAUCUCCCAUGCCUUCAUCUCAACCGUGACUGACCCCUCUCCCUCAAUGUGUUAUCCUUAUAGUUAUCCUUAUAGCAAACAAUAUUUUCUUCUGUGAUCUUUGUGACUAUCAAACAAAUCAGCUCCAUCUGCAUACAAAUUCCACCCUUCAAUAUGAAUUUUUUUUUUUGCAUUACAGUGUGUGAUUCUUCGUUUUUGCCUGCAACUAACAUUUUGUUGUUUUGGUCUACAAAACGAUGCAUACUGCUCCUUGUCCUUCCAUCGUCCUGAAGCUCGAGCAACCUUCAGGUUCUCACCCAAUGCAAUGUGACACAAACUAUUUGCAUUGUUGAGGUAAAAGCGGGCAUUGUUAUUUGUAGCUGCUCUUUUACAGUUCCACAGCACCUGGUCCCAGUAGCCGAGUUCUAGUGUAUCACCCUCUUCCCCCCUUCUGCACAUACACAAGUCACCCAGUGACUUUGUAUGUAAUGUGCAUUGACGUGCUGGUGACUAUCAUGUGUUCUCCCUGCUCUAGCUGGAUGUUUGUCACAUUUAGGCUCCCGCCGCCCUGGUUGGCAGGCCGCUGUUGCUGGAGGCAAGUGUCCAACACUCGUCUCAGCACUGGAUGUAUGUACAAAGUGCUGUUUAGCCAUUAGCCAUUUUCAAUGUGUGUGUCUGCCAUUUUAUCUUUACUCAGCUGAAUUUUUCUGGUUAAUAUUACAAAAUGCUUGCAUCGGGAGUGGGAUCUCUUUUUCUGUUUAAGGCACUAUGUUAGAGUUGAUAAAGGUCCAAUUUCCACUUCUUCUUGUUUCGCUUUUCUUGCAAAUGGCUCCAGCAAGUCUGUGUUCAUAUUUGUUUCAGGGAUAUGUACUAAUGAUAAUGAUUUACAAAUACUGACAUUGGUUGGAAUAUGCUCUUGAUACUUUAACUAGGAUUUUUUUGUUUGUUGAAAUAAUCCUGGUUUGAAGUUGAUGUCACUCUGUUUUGUCUGUAAACAGAAAUGUAUUUUUGAAUCCCUUUGUCUUAACAGGCAUUUACUAAAAUGUCAUAUUGGAAGAUGUGCUCAAUGGAUGUUGGAUAAUCAACAAAGAUCCUAUCACUUCAGACGAAUGCCUUACUGGCAUUGUUCCUCUUUCUUUCUCUCUACUGUAGCACACAAACAAGCUUUGAGUUUGCUUCCUGUUUCAAGACUGGAGAGCUAGAGUGUUCUCCAAUCCCGAGAAUAAUGGUAGCAAACUCUACCAUCUUAUCAGUGUGGCGAUCUAAGUUGGAUGUUCCACUCAGCAGGCACCUUGCAGGUCUGUCUGAAAAGACCUGAAGGAGAGUUAAGAACAGAAGCAGUUUUUCAGUAACAUGCGGAAGCAAUGAGAAAAAGAGGAAGCCGUCCCAUAUAUAUGCCUGUGCGUCGCCGUAGGAAAGGGCUAACAUGUACUCCAAAGGCACCAAACGCAAGUUCUCUGAUGGUGUGGACAACAAGGCGGUGGCGGCAUCCUAUAGCCUGCAGCGCCAGUCCCUGCUGGACAUGUCCCUGCUCAAGCUGCAGCUGUGCCACAUGCUGGCGGAGCCCAACCUGUGUCGCUCGGUGCUCAUCGCCAACACGGUGCGCCAGAUCCAGGAGGAGAUGGCCCACGACGGCAGCUGGCAGGUGGUCACAGAGGCCUUAGGUGGCUCUGGCCAUGGCCCAUCUGACCGCUUGGUGGACACCGAGGUUCUGUGCCAGUCGCCGGAGCAGCAGGACGGUGGGCCUAGGCUAUACUCAGUGAUGGGCUACGAUGGCUGCCGUGAGGAGGAAGUGGUGACGGACAAGGCAAUGUGUUCUGUGGUGGUUGGCGACAGGGCCCCGGCCCUCCUGUUGGGGACCAUUGACCACUGCUGGGACAGGGGGGAACUGAGAGUGGAGGAUGGGGUCAGCAAAGACUCAGGUACGGGGGACGAGGAGGCAACGAGGUCUGGGGAGGGGGCUAAAAUGGCAACGGGGCAGGUGUUUGGGACUUUCGAGAUCAAGAACGGUGCCCCCGGGUCAGACCCGGCACUAGAGGAGCUGUUCUCUGACGUUGAUGCCUCGUAUUAUGACUUGGACACCAUGCUGACAGGCAUGCAGAGUGCCCCCAAGAUGGGGCCUUAUGACUUUCUGGACAGCUUGGCCUCCUCACACGGCUCUGUGUCCAACUCCAGCUGUAGAGCCGAUCUCAAUGAACUUGACCACAUAAUGGAGAUCAUUGUGGGCUCAUAGCUUACAGACUUAAAACUCGAAUACUGUUUCAUUGAUCUUGUGCCACUGCCUUUUUGUCUUGUAUGUGCGGACAUACAGUAUUUACACACUUUCCUCUGUAUGGAAACUGAGUGAAAUCCAUCUCCGUGCAAUGAAAUGUUCAUCUGAAAAGGUUCACGCUUUCUCAAGUUCACCAUCGUUUUUCUUAUGUAUACGUUCUUUAUGUUUGUAUUUGAGUGUGUUCUCUCUUCUGUUUUUUUUUAUUGUCGUUUCUGGUUUAAUUUAUUGUACUUAUUACACUACAACAAUUCAGAGCAGCACAACAUAUUUACAUGAACUAUACAUAUUUUCUUUAAAAAUAUAUAUAAGAAAAAUAUUGUUAAAACGUUUCUGUAAAAAUAUACACAUAUUUUUUUACUAAAGAGACAGUCUGGGAAUUGUUCUUUUUUUUCUAUAUCCAGAACAAUUGCACAAAAGCUCUCAUGUACCUGUUGUCUUCCAAAGGUUUAACUUUGAGCUACAAGAGUAAAGAUGAGCUACAAGAGUAAAGAUGCAUUGUCGAAAACAUGAAUUGCGUUCAGUAUGCUCACAAUGUGAUGCACCCUUGUCUUGGUCUAUGGUUUGGUGCUACAGUAUAUGCACCAUGUACAGUAUUCCUUAUAAACACAUUGCCUUCUUGAGCCAUACAGUUUGUUUUUGCACCACGUCUAGCUUAACCUCACAGCCUAGCAUGUGGUGCCAUUUGUUUGCUAUUAGAAAUAACCUAUGUUCUUAUAUUUGGCUCAUUACAAAUGAAGAAUUGUAAUGGGUAUAUUUCUCAUUUUAUGUUAUGACUUUUAGCCUAUUUUAUUUAUUAAGUGUAAACAUAUGGUGGCGGUAAUACUUAAGGUAGAAGAAGCUUUUCAGCUUUCUGACAUGAAUUGAUAUUUUGAAAUCAUAAUGAGUUUCUGGACUUUCAUGCAUACUUUUAGUGAAGUAAUUACUUUCUUAUUCAAAACAAACUGAGAACAUGUAAAGAAUUGUGCUAUUCAGCUGACCUAUUCCAACCAUUUUUUUGUUUGUUUUUUUAUUGCGUUCAAAGCCUGCACGCAGGCUCAAGUUAAUAUUGUGAGAACAACUGAUUGCUGAUUAAACAGACAUGAGGUGGGAGAUCUCACAUUUCUUUUUGAUAAAUAAGUACUGUACAUUUUACAUUUGUGACCAUGAGCUAGAGUACAUUUAGCUUUUUUAAAUACAAGUAAACUGUAGCAGUUUUUACCAUUUUUAAUAAAGGUUACAACAUUAUCGUAAUAUGAA
Molecule: messenger RNA, 5634 nt
Organism: Oncorhynchus gorbuscha (pink salmon)
Lineage: Eukaryota; Metazoa; Chordata; Actinopteri; Salmoniformes; Salmonidae
Gene: cdca4
Product: cell division cycle associated 4
Exons: 2
Coding region: 3553-4359 (268 amino acids)
Cellular component (GO): nucleus
Molecular function (GO): transcription regulator activity
Source: RefSeq, a predicted model, not a curated record